AUGGAUAAUGAUUAUUAUGACUUUCUUGAUCAUUCAUUAGAUUAUAAACCAAAAAAGAAAGGACAAAGAAGUAGCUUAUCAAAUCAUUAAUUUUAGCAUUGACUGAUUAAGAAAUCAUUUUAAGAGAAAGAAUGAAACUUGUAAAAAAUAGAGAAUCAGCAAGAAAGAGUAGAAAAAGAAAAAAAAUGUAUGUUGAUCUUCUAGAAAAUAAAGUAGUUUUUAUAAUAAAUCAUAAGAUAGCUGGUCUAAAUUAAUAGUUAUAAGAGUAUAAACAAUUAUAAGAAUCUGGUUAAUAAGUAUUAAGAAAUACUCAAAUGUAAUUAUUCUUUGGAAAACCAUAAAAUUCUUAAGAUUAAUUAAAUCAUUAUUUCAAUGAAAUAUUUGAACAAACCAUUCCUAAAAUAGCUUUAUAUUUUAAAUCAGAAAAAUCUAAUUCUGUCUUGGAGUUGUGUUUUUAAAAUUUUUAUAAUUGCUUUAAUGAUUUGAAUAUAAUCAAAUAAGAAAUGAUUUUAGAAUUAAAGUAAAUGGAGGAAACUAUGAAAAUAGGCAAAGAAAUUCCUGAAUUCUAAAAAUUUGUCUAACAUGUUAAUUAAUUAGAGUAUAAGGAUUAUUUAGACAAUAUAGAGGAAGUAAUUUAAUAAAUUAUUUUAGGAUUUAGGAACAAUCAUCAAAUCAAAUGAUUUAAUGCUUUCAGUAAGAUAAAUAUAUGAGUUAUACAAUAAAUCAAUACAAGUUAAAAAGAAACCUAAACUUAAUUGA
Paramecium primaurelia is the source of this 759-nucleotide messenger RNA. The record is from the annotation of a GenBank genome assembly. Lineage: Eukaryota; Ciliophora; Oligohymenophorea; Peniculida; Parameciidae.